Lachnellula hyalina is the source of this 2328-nucleotide messenger RNA. RefSeq lists its product as uncharacterized. The transcript has a single exon. The record is from RefSeq and is a predicted model, not a curated record. Lineage: Eukaryota; Fungi; Ascomycota; Leotiomycetes; Helotiales; Lachnaceae. The coding region runs from base 1 to 2328 and encodes 775 amino acids.
AUGGCCGACCUCGAAAACGACUCGACAAUCAUUGUCGACGACGAACAACCUCUAGCAGUCCGCAGAAAAAGACGAAGCAGCACAAGACUAAGUCUCAAUACACAAUCGGCAUCGAAUCCUCAAAACAGAGGAAAGCUACAAGUAGUCCUUGGAAAUUUCACUCCGCCAGCAACCCCCAAACGAGCAAAGAAACGCGUCCGCUUCUCUGAUCCAGGACCAAUUCUCCUCGAUUCCGAAUCAGAAUCAGCAUCAGCUUCAGGCCUCACUCCAUUUAUUCGACGGACAUCUCUCUCCACUCCUGCCUCGAAACGCCGGCACUCUACACCAGCCGUGCUGUCAAAUCGAUCCGAAUACAAUGCAGCUCCAAUCUCGGGAACACUGCAAUUCGCACCUCUGCGACAAGUGCUCGAAGGGAGGGUGAAGAGGAGGUUGAGACGGAACAGACUAAGCGAAGAAAUAAACACCAUUGAGUGGGAUAAGAAAAAGGAAGAAAAGAAGCGGAGAACGGAGGUUGGAAGGCUCAGAGAGGAAUUAGCAGCCAAGGAUUUCGAGGUUCAGAGCAUCAGAGAUGAACUGGAUAUUGCAAGCCAGCUCGAGGGAGAGUCUGGAAUCUCGGCCACUUCGAACUCGACUCAAAGCACCAAGAUCCAAGAGCUGGAACAAGUGAUAGUCGACCUAAAAGCUGAGCUUCAACGGAAAGACAGCGAGCCCGCGGAAGAUACGGACUGGACAAUGGCAGCCCAAGAUCCUUUCGACUUUGACGAUGAUGAUAAUAUGAUAACGAACUAUGAUGAUGACUUCCAUGACAAUACUGAGAUGGAAACGACCCCGACACGAUUAAAUACCUCAUUCCCAUCACCCCCAUCCACAAUGCCGUCCACGCCUUGCAAAUCGGUGUCCUCCGGCAUCCAAGCAUGCCUUCCUAUUCCCGACCCAGAGAAAGAUGCUCUCAAAAUCCAACUUGAAUCGCUGAACUCCGAGGUGUCGAAACUUACUUCCACCAUCGCUUUCAAGGACGACAAUCAAUCGCGUCUCACUGAGAAGCUUUCCCAAUUCAUCCCCAUUGACGAGUCCCAUGAUCACACUUCUAUUGACGUCGCACUAGACAGUGUGCUCACCCAGCUAGCCAUCGCUCAAUCUCACGCGUUGGAGAAAGAGAACGCAUUCUCUGCUCUUACAGUUGAGAUCACCGGUCUAGGCUUUUCCUCAUCUGGCCCCGAAGAGACACUCGAGCUUAUUGCAACGCAAUUCCGGCAAGCACGGCUGGAUCUCGAGUACCUCACUCCAGGUGAAGUCGUUGAAGGCUUUGAGAAUGACAAGUUGCUUGAUAUGCUUGUAUCACGAACCAAAGUCUUGCUUGAGAAGGUAAAGGUCCAGGACGCUAGCAUUGACGAAUAUCAUUCUCAAGAAAUAUCUCUCAGACAGCAACUCAACACUCGUGUCAAUGUCACGGAUGGUCUGCAGAAGGAGCUGUACCUCGCGAACACUGUUGUUGGGGCCCUGAGAGAAGAAAUGGAGGAGAAAGAAGUCAGCAACCAGAGACUGCAGUCAGCUUUGGAAGGGUACCGAGCAGAAGUGACAGGAUUAGAGAAUCUAAUCGAACGAGUGGAGAAGGAAGGACGGAAUAACGAGGCCCAAUUCAGAGGCCAAGUGAACGACAUGCAAGAGAAACUCCAGCACGAGAUCCUCAAGCAUGACACAACGCGUGCUUGCGAAGAAGGAAAAGACAUGAUAAUCAUGGAACUCGAACGCCGCCUCACCGCCGCCCUAGAAUCAGCAUCCGCCGUCCAAAGCCAGCUCUCCGCCCUCUCGACCACCAAAGACACUGAGAUCUCCAAUAGAGAUUCCAUGAUCGAGCAACUCCAGAGCUCUGGCCUAGAGCGUGAGAGAGAACACGGCGACGCUCUUGCUCUUCGUGACGCCCGAGUAUCCGAGCUACGAGAGGAAGUCGAACGGGUUAACAACGCGCUAAAGACUGCCCAUGCUACCAUUCUCGAGCUCAGAAACCAGAAUAGGGAAUUGAACGCUCAAGUCUCGGGCGAGAAGACCCGCGGAUUGUUAGUCGUGCAGGCUAUGCGCGAUCAAUUGACCCGUGCCUUGGAAACUGGGCUGGGGUAUGUCAAUGGAGAUGUUUCUGUGCAAGGGCCUGAGCCUUCUUGUGAGAGUAGUAGUCCUGUCGCUGAAGAAUCCUCUCGGUCGGUGGUCAGAAGCGGGGGAUUCUUCGAUGGAGAGUUGGCGAGGAAGAGUGGCAAGAAGCGGAGACGGUAUGAUAGUGGCUUGGGGUUCUUGGAGGAGGAAGGGGAUGAGGAAAUGGUGGUUGAUGUUUGA